This is a messenger RNA of Tupaia belangeri chinensis (Chinese tree shrew), 2223 nucleotides long. Its product is annotated as nuclear speckle splicing regulatory protein 1. The transcript has a single exon. Gene Ontology annotation, biological process: regulation of alternative mRNA splicing, via spliceosome. NCBI's taxonomy places the organism in Eukaryota, Metazoa, Chordata, Mammalia, Scandentia, Tupaiidae. Bases 20 to 1690 code for a protein of 556 amino acids. The record is from RefSeq and is a predicted model, not a curated record.
CAGCGGAGACGGCAGCAAGAUGGCGAUUCCAGGCAGGCAGUAUGGGCUUAUUUUGCCAAAGAAAACACAGCUGUUGCACCCUGUUUUGCAAAAACCAUCAGUAUUUGGGAAUGAUUCUGAUGAUGAUGACGAGACUUCCGUGAGUGAAAGCCUUCAGCGGGAAGCAGCUAAGAAACAGGCCAUGAAAAAGACAAAACUGGAAAUCCAGAAGGCCCUUGCAGAAGAUUCCACUGUAUAUGAAUAUGACAGUAUAUAUGAUGAAAUGCAGAAAAAAAAGGAGGAAAAUAAUCCCAAAUUGCUUUUGGGAAAAGAUCGAAAGCCCAAGUAUAUUCACAAUUUACUUAAAGCAGUUGAGAUCAGAAAAAAGGAACAGGAAAAAAGAAUGGAAAAGAAAAUACAGAGAGAACGAGAAACAGAAAAGGGAAAAUUUGAUGAUAAAGAGGCAUUUGUGACAUCUGCUUAUAAGAAAAAACUGCAGGAGAGAGCUGAAGAGGAAGAAAGAGAAAAGAGGGCUGCUGCACUAGAAGCACGUUUGGAUGUAACCAAACAGAAAGAUCUCAGUGGAUUUUAUAGGCACCUGUUAAAUCAGACAGUUGGUGAAGAGGAAGUACCUAAAUGCAGCUUUCGUGAAGCCAGGACUGGGAUAAAGGAGGAGAAACCAAGGGGUUAUUCUGACGAAGUAAGUUCAGAAAAUAGAAUACCACGUGAGAAAUGCAGUCUCCAGACCAGUAUGAAAGUAGAGGAAAAUCCAGAUGCAGACAGUGACUUUGAUGUUAAGAGCAGCGAUGAUGAUGAAAUGGAAGAAAAUAAAGUGCACUGCAGAAGGGAAAAAGUCACAGAGACCUUUGACAAUGACUCCAAGCAUCACAGGAAUCAGACUCACUCACGAUCAUCUAGUGAAGAAAGAGGGCAUGGUACCAUAUGCCACAUAAAAUCCUGCAAGUCAAGAGGACAUGAGAAAAGGGAAGAGGAGCACCGAAAGAGGUGGUCCAGAGACCAGGAGGAGGACUAUUGCCCUGACCAUGACCUUCGAAAAGAAAAGAAGGAUUCUUACAGGCACAGAGAGGUCAGUCAUAGAGAUUCCCAGUGGAAGAAACAUGAACAAGAAGAUAAACUGAGGGGAAGAGAUCAAAGAGAAAAAAAUGACAGAGAAUGGAAAAAGGAGAAAUAUUCCCCAAGAGAGCAAGAAAGAGAAAGGCAACGAAAUGAUCAUGACCGACACAGUGAGAAAGGAGGAGAGAAAGUGGAGAAAAGCAAAGAAAAGGAAGAACAUGUGAAAGGGAGGAAGGAAAGAUAUGAAAAUAAUAAUAAAUACAGAGAUCAGGAAAAACGAGAACUGAGUGUUCAGUCUUCAGAAAGCAGUCAAGACAGAAGGGAAAGCAGCCCAAAUUCUAGGGCAAAGGAUAAGUUUCUUGACCAGGAAAGAUCCAACAAGAUGAGAAACAUAGAAAAGGACAAUGAAAGAAAUCAAGAGAAUCCCUCUAGUUCUGAAGCAUCACUAGGAACAAAACACAGACUCACACAGGAAAGGCAAGAGAAGGGCAAAAAACAAGAGGGACCCCCCGAGGCAGUGAGCAAGUUUGCAAAGCGAAGCAAUGAAGAAACUGUAAUGUCAGCUAGAGACAGGUACUUGGCCAGACAAAUGGCACGGGUUAAUGCAAAGACCUAUAUUGAGAAAGAAGAUGAUUGAUAGCUGCCCCAAUAGAAAGAUGUAUGAAAACACGAAAAAUUGGAACUCCUGGAACUUGCUGUGUGAAAGCAUAAAGGAAUAUGUGUGAUUGGGAAGAUAUUUUAAAAUAUAUUUUCAAAGUUCAUUUUGGGUUUAGAUCUUAAAAGUCAAUCCUUUUCUCUUGAAUGCUUGGCUAAAUUUAUUAUAAUACUCACCUACCAGUGCUACAUUCUUGGCUAUUUUCAGUAAAGCAUAAGAGUGUGCUAGAUCCUUAUAGGUACUUAAUGAGGAAGAUUGGUUCUAGUAUAACCAUUAGAAAGUAAUUUUUAAAAUUCUUCUAAUGUUGGCUUAGUCGCCAGUAGUUGUUUUAUAGAAAUUGUAUUCCGGAUAAAAAUAUGUGGAUUUGAACAAUAAAGUAGAAAAUACUGUUCAGUGUUUUAAAGUUUGUACAAAGUGUAAAACGUGAAUCAUACAUCUUGUGUAAAUAACCUUAGCGCAUGGCAUCCUUGGCUUAAAUGAAAAUAAAAAUAGUGAUAUAUAAAAAAAAAAAAAAA